AUGAACUGUCCUCCGGGAGGCUCUUUCCAGACCGAGAACCUCAACAUGGGAAAAGAUGUAUCUGGAGAGGGUGUUCAGGAAGCUCUGCUGAAGAUGCUAGAAGGAACUAUAGAUACAAAAGAUAUCCUCUUUAUUUGUGGUGGAGCUUUUGUUGAUCUGGAGAAGACCAUUUCUGAGAGACGUCAAGAUUCCUCUAUAGGUUUUGGAGCACCUAUCCGCGCUAAUUUGAGACUUACUGGGUUGAAUUCCGCUGCAGCCUCAUCUCUAUUAGAACACGUAGAGAGUGGUGAUCUUACUGCAUAUGGUCUUAUACCUGAAUUUGUUGGACGAUUUCCUGUUGUCGUGAGCUUAUCGGCUCUUGAUGAGGACCAACUUAUUAAGGUCAAUUUAGAAUUCACAGACAAUGCGAUGAGAUUGAUUGCUCAAAAAGCAAUAGUCAAGAAUACUGGUGCACGUGGUCUGAGAGCUAUAUUAGAAAAUAUUCUGACAGAAGCUAUGUUUGAGGAGGAAGAUAGAAGAAGCCCAGUGAGGUUAGGCGACGUGGAAGUUCUGGAGGGUUCAUGGCCUGCCAUUAGCUUGUAA
This is a messenger RNA of Striga hermonthica, 582 nucleotides long. Lineage: Eukaryota; Viridiplantae; Streptophyta; Magnoliopsida; Lamiales; Orobanchaceae. The record is from the annotation of a GenBank genome assembly.